AAAAUAGUACAUUUUGAUCUAAAAGGAGCGCCACCUAAAUUGGAUUAUUACAAAGUGUUGUUUGGACUACUAAAUGCCUUAAAAGUGGAUGCAGUAUUGAUGGAAUACGAGGACAUGUUCCCAUACGCCAAUGAACUGGGUCUGUUGAGGAGACACAACAGCUAUUCAGUUACCGAAUUGCAAUCCAUUUUACAGCUGGCGUCCGAUAACAACUUAGAGGUGAUUCCACUUGUGCAGACUUUUGGACACUUGGAGUUUGUAUUAAAGCAUCAGAAAUAUGCGUCACUGCGUGAGGAUCCAAUGAAAUCAGAUACAGUGUGUCCAUCAGAUAACAGCUCUUGGAAUUUGAUUACGGAAAUGCUAAAGCAGGUAGAUGAUGAAUUGAAUAACACACAGUUGCAAAAUAGGAGUCAGCGUCUCCUUUUGACAUGA
Gongylonema pulchrum is the source of this 432-nucleotide messenger RNA. The record is from the annotation of a GenBank genome assembly. NCBI's taxonomy places the organism in Eukaryota, Metazoa, Nematoda, Chromadorea, Rhabditida, Gongylonematidae.